Molecule: messenger RNA, 2145 nt
Organism: Diorhabda carinulata
Lineage: Eukaryota; Metazoa; Arthropoda; Insecta; Coleoptera; Chrysomelidae
Exons: 3
Coding region: 225-1427 (400 amino acids)
Source: RefSeq, a predicted model, not a curated record
CGGCAACUUCGUACAAAUGAGCAGAUCAUAGCGACACAUAUUCACAAUAGACUCAAGUUGUUAAGAUCGUUAGGUUUCAAGUAUACGGUACAAAAACUGUAUUUACAGUAGUUUAGACAAUAUUCCAUCGAUAAAUUUCGUUUAAUUAAUUACAAAUCAUUACUGAGGAAGUACUAUCUUGAGACAAUUGACAACGGAAUAUCACAAGAAACUGUUAUAAAGAAAUGGCGUUAAUAGAUCAGUUAUUUCCAAACGUUCACAGUGCUUUAGAAACGAUAUCUAAACAAGAAAAUUUUACUGAUUUCGUGAUAACUUACUGCGAUAAAAUAGAAAAAGGACAAGGUUUUAUGGGGGACGUUUUUUUCUUGAACAUACAGGAUAAAAACAGUAAUAAGAAAUUGGAAUUGGUCGUGAAGCAGUCAACAGAUUCGGAGUAUGUUAGGAAUAAUAUACCGAUACAUAUUCUAUAUAAUAAUGAGAGUAAUUUUUACGAGAAAAUUUGGCCGACAUUUAUCGAUUUUCAGAAAGAAAAUUUAAAAACAUUGAUAUUCAAUAAUUUACCGAAGUGUUAUGCAACAGAUCUAAAACCAGGGAACGAAUUUUUAAUAUUAGAAAAUUUAAACAAGAAUAAUUUUUCUAAUAUAGACAAAAAUCACUUUUUCAACAGAGAGCAGGCUGAAUACAUCCUUAUAAAAUUUGGUCAAUUUCACGGUCUGUCGUUUGCGUAUAAAAAUAAAUAUCCAAAAGAAUUUUCAGCAUUGAGCCAAGUAUUAAUACCUUACUGGAUGAUACUGUCAAACAUAGAUUUAUUCCAAAGCUUAAUGAAGAAAGGUUUUACCGAAUGUUUACGGUAUUUAGAUCCCUCCACUGAUUUAAAUAUCAUAGAAAAAAUUAAGGGAUAUGUGGAAAACGGGGUAGCUAUAUUCCAAAAUUCUGUUACAUACAAUGGAAACAACGGUGUUAUCUUACAGGGAGAUUGUUGGAGUAAUAAUAUAUUUUUAAAAUAUAAUAAUAUAGGAAAAUUAGAAGAUAUGAAAAUGAUCGACUUUCAAAUAUCAAACGUUGGUUCCGUUGUACACGAUUUAUCAUACUGUUUGUAUGCAGGUGGUAGUAAAGAAAUUUUCGAUAAUUUCAAUCACUACCUUAAAAUUUACCACGAAAGUUUAAGCGAUACCUGUUUAAAAUUCAGUUGUCCGAAUUUCAUAUCGUUAGACGAAUUGAAAGAAGAAUGGAAAAAUUAUGGACGGUGUGGAUUCAUACUUGGGAUAAUAUUAAUCGACAUCAAAUUAUCGGAAAAUGUUUCGUUAGAUGACAUGGCAAAAAUGAAUGAUGAGGGCGUACAAAACUUUAGUCAAGAUGAUGCCCAAACUAUCAAAAGAAAAUUAUUGGAAUUAGUUAACCACAUGUUUGAAAAUGAUUUUUUGUAAUUAAUACAUUUUAAUAGAUUAAUUAUAUAUUAAUUAAUAUAACCCUGUUGUUGGAGGCUACAAGCUAUAAGCAAAAAGGCUGAAAUUUUUUUUACAAGUUGACUAAUUUAUAUAAGAAAAACUUCAGAAGUCUAUCGAUUUCUCAUUAUUUCAGUCUGUGAUGAAAAUAGAGGAAAAUAAAAAAUAUUACACUGUAGGGUAUGGAGUUUUUUUCGAUAAAAAAAAGGUCCCUUACAAUUAUAUUCUAAAAGCUUAUGACCCUGAUAACUGUGAAAAUUUUCUUCAACUCUCAAAUAAGUCAAGUGAUGAUGAAUUCGAAAGUGAAAAAUCAGAUUCCAAUUCCAAAAUAAUUCUGGAAAUUUUUUUUGACUCUGAGAAAUCGAUAGACUUCUGAAGUUUUUCUUAAAUCAAUUAGUACACUUUAAAAUACUUGUAAAAAAGGUUUCAAUGUUGUACUACGAUUUUUCAUUCUAAUUAUGCCGUUUCCUUUCCAGGAGACCUUUCCCUUUCCUCCUAUAACUGUUAUCUUUAUUCCUUCACAUAUUUUUCUCUUUUUCAAUCCCCUUUAUAGUGGGGAUAAUUUUAGCAUAAAAUGUAUAUUAAUUGAGUUUAAGAUCACUUUCCAUUUGUAGACACUGUAAUAUUUGUAAGACAAUUAAGAUUAUCCCAAAUAAAUUGUAAUUAUAAUAUCAAUAUCACUUAAUUCUAAUAGCAAAUA